Molecule: messenger RNA, 1109 nt
Organism: Stegastes partitus (bicolor damselfish)
Lineage: Eukaryota; Metazoa; Chordata; Actinopteri; Pomacentridae
Gene: derl2
Product: derlin 2
Exons: 7
Coding region: 15-734 (239 amino acids)
Source: RefSeq, a predicted model, not a curated record
UCAAUCUGUCCAAAAUGGCCUACCAGACACUACAACAGGAGUACCUACAGAUUCCUGUUGUUACCAGGGCAUACACGACCGCCUGCGUCCUCACAACUGCUGCAGUGCAACUAGAGAUCAUCACACCAUUUCAGCUGUACUUCAAUCCCGAUUUGAUCCUAAGGAAUUACCAGGUAUGGCGAUUAAUAACCAACUUCCUGUUUUUUGGUCCGGUUGGCUUCAAUUUCCUGUUCAAUAUGAUUUUUCUGUACAGAUACUGUCGUAUGCUGGAGGAGGGAUCUUUCAGGGGACGAACGGCUGACUUCGUCUUCAUGUUCCUCUUUGGUGGGCUGCUAAUGACUAUAUUUGGCACUUUCGUGAGUCUGGUGUUCCUGGGCCAAGCCUUCACCAUCAUGCUGGUGUACGUAUGGAGUCGACGGAACCCAAACGUUCGCAUGAAUUUCUUUGGCCUUCUCAAUUUCCAGGCACCCUUCUUGCCUUGGGUGCUGAUGGGAUUCUCACUUCUGCUGGGCAACUCCAUCAUCGUGGAUCUUUUAGGUAUCGCUGUUGGUCAUGUGUACUUCUUCCUGGAAGAUGUUUUCCCCAACCAGCCCGGUGGUGGAAGGUGGCUUAGGACCCCAUCUAUCAUAAAGAUGCUGUUUGACACUCCAGAGGAAGAUGCCAAUUACAACCCCCUGCCCGAGGAGCGCCCUGGAGGGUUUGCCUGGGGAGAGGGACAACGCCUUGGAGGUUAGAUACGACCUCCACAUCAUCCCUGAUUGCCAGGUCACUUCCAAGGACCUUCUCUCAGAGAGAUGAAGCGGACGAACAUGGUCUUUGUUUUUGACAUGUUUGUUUAGUUCUGGAUGAAAAAUGCCAAACAAUCAGAACUCGUUUGGAGAUAACCGUCUGUUGUCUUUGUAUAUGGGCUUUAAUCAUCCUCAGAAACUCUUCUUGAUGCCAGAUCAUCGCUCUAAGACUCUUUGAAAGAACACAAGCUACGGAUGGAAGUUUGGACAGUAAACCUUUGGGUUCGGAUAACGGUUGUUUUCAUCUCGGAAAAAAAUAAAAUUGACAUACAGCUAUAUGAAAGAGGAAGAAUGACGGCAGUAAAAUAUUAUCAAAAAUAA